Endocarpon pusillum Z07020 is the source of this 648-nucleotide messenger RNA. RefSeq lists its product as uncharacterized. Bases 1 to 648 code for a protein of 215 amino acids. The transcript has a single exon. The record is from RefSeq and is a predicted model, not a curated record. Lineage: Eukaryota; Fungi; Ascomycota; Eurotiomycetes; Verrucariales; Verrucariaceae.
AUGCGAGCACGGCGUAAAGGUUUACUCAGGACAAUCCGUGCGCCACUGAUGUCCCGUGGAAAACCAAUGAGAAGUGCGCAGAAGGGUUACGUGUACAUCGUUUCCAGAGAUGCCGACGAGAAUUGCUUCAAAAUCGGCUUUAGCAAGCACCACCCCAUGAAGCGUGUUUCUCGUCACCGUAGAUGUCACGAUGGCGCUAAAUUGAUCGCUUUUACCAGUGCAAUACAACAUGCUCCUCGAGUCGAGCAACUCGUGCACUGGGAUCUCAGCACCAACCGACGUUGGGAAAAGUGUUCCCGUUGCAAGUGCGAGCACAGAGAAUGGUUUGACGUAUCUAAGGACAUGGCAAUUGAGGCUGUCUCCAGGUGGGCAGGCUGGAUUUGUUCACAACCAUAUGAAAGGCAGGGUGGCGGCUUAAAAGCAUUUUGGUCGAGUCACCUUCGCUCUGGGUUCGACCCUGACUCAUUGAGCGGUCACUACUGGGGCUGGCACACCGAGUCAGAUUGGGCAGAAACGUUGGUGGAGGCCAAAGCCUACCGGAUGAGUUUAGAGCAUGUUGAAAGCGUCAAGAUUCAUAGGUACGAUGAGACGGGUGGGGAAAUCGAGAACGCGGUUGUCACAGACUCGAUAUUGGCCUUGUUCAACUAA